Messenger RNA from Prunus armeniaca (apricot), 366 nucleotides. NCBI's taxonomy places the organism in Eukaryota, Viridiplantae, Streptophyta, Magnoliopsida, Rosales, Rosaceae. The record is from the annotation of a GenBank genome assembly.
AUGGGGACCGGUCGGACCCCUACUACAGUCUUGUUUUCUUGCUUCCAACACUUCAUGCUAAAUGGCGAGCCAAUCACAACAGUCUCCACUUUGGCGAGCCAUCAACCAAACAUGACAAUUGUACCUUUAGGUUCUCUUAAUACUCUUGAAGACCAUUCUCACAAUAUUCAAGAAACCUUCACCUUGACAAAUGACCAUUUGCCUCAAUGCACCUCAAGUGCGGAGGUUGUCCAACCAAUCUCUAGCAUGCGAAAAGUUCUAGUGGUAGAUGAUCCCUUCAUAAGGCUGUGGAGAUCCGGUGAUCACCGAGAUAACUUCUAUGAUAGUGAAAUCAAUUUAUGGGGUUUACAUUUGAAUUCUGGAUAA